Molecule: messenger RNA, 1608 nt
Organism: Magnusiomyces paraingens
Lineage: Eukaryota; Fungi; Ascomycota; Dipodascomycetes; Dipodascales; Dipodascaceae
Exons: 2
Coding region: 1-1608 (535 amino acids)
Biological process (GO): DNA integration
Molecular function (GO): nucleic acid binding
Source: RefSeq, a predicted model, not a curated record
AUGAUGUUACUGGGAAAAUCUCGUGAUACACAAACGGUGGAUAGUGUUGGAACUGGACCCUACACUCAACAGGUCUCAACACGACACACAUUGUCAACCAUAGUUUCCCACCCAAACUCACGUGCAUUAUCAACUGCACUAGUCUGCGACAACAUUGCAUGCUCAACAAGUCAUCUCUGGGGGAUUACCAAGUUUGUCGACAUUUUCAAGUCAAGAUCUGGAGGAUGGAGCCCCUGUGAUUCAGUUGAAAUCCCAGCGCUAGUUGAAGCAACUUCUGCAGCCUUCGUAAAAGGUCGAAGAAUUAUUGACGGUUCAUCAAAAGUCGUGUCAAAGCAGGAACCCAAGCAAGAACCCAAGCAGGAAUCCAAGCAGGAAACCUCGAAGAAAGCUGGUCACUCUGAUACCAAGCAAGGAAAGGGGAAACAGUGGUCCAAGGGGUCUGGUGGCAACAAGAGGCGUAACAAUGAAGACAAGCAAGCUAGAAAGUCGAACUCUGAUGGUCAAAACAAAGUUGCUGCCUUGAAAGCUACCGAAUAUCUUGAGGUGGCUCGCGACGAUGUUGAAACUCUUUGCUCUGUUGCUCGGGCUAUCCAAGACGUAUUUGAUAAUGACGGCGGAAGCAGUGAUUAUUCACCAGUUGCUUUUCUUCCACCUGCUAACCAAAUCGCCUCUGUGGGUGAAACAAAUCUUCCAAAUGUUCUUGAUUCUGGAAAUGCUACUGGUCAUCUUAUCUCAGACAACAGCUACUUUGUGUCGUAUGAGAAAUACAGCAGCCCCAAAACUAUCAGCUCCUAUGGUGGUUCUGACAUCGUGUUAGAAGGGGAAGGUAAAAUUGCCGUUGUAUUAAAAGGUGACGGUGGCACCAAUAUUUGCCAUAUUGCUGACGCACUUUAUUUUCCUACUGGGUCUAGCAAUUUGUUUUCUGAUUCUGUCUGGCGCACGCACAAUGUUUCUUUUCAUACGGUCCCAAGUGGGGAUUGUCUGGCCUAUUUUGGUGAGGAAAAGGUUGGUAGGGUUGGCGGUGCCAGAGAUGCCAAGUCUCACAUUUGUGCCAACAUUGUUCCGGUAAAGUUUACUAGGAAUAUCGUACCUCCAACUGGCUCCUUCAAGUUCUCAGGAAAUUCAAUUGACUGGGAUCAGAUUUGCAGACAAGGACCAGAAGCUAUGAGGAAGGUUGAUAAAUCAGCUCUCGCUGUUGGAAAGGGACUUCCUGUCCUUUCACCGUCUCUCAAAUUUAUUGCAAAGGAGGCCGUGUUGAAUUCGCAGGCCCUUGACUGUCAUGUUCGGUUUGCUCAUUGCUCUUUGACUUCGGUGAAGCAUUUAGCCAAGCUUGCUGAUACUCCCUUUGAGGUGACCAAGCGUGACGAAGAGUUGAUCAAGGACUGUGUCAUAUGUGGCACGUCAAGAAGCAUUAAGCGGUUCACUUCUCCGGAUAAGCAUAUAGCUUCUGAAUCCACGGCUCCGUUAGCCCAGAUUCAUGCUGAUCUCGUCGGUCCCAUAGGUCCUGCCUCUUCAGGGGCCAGGUACAUGCUGAAUAUCAUUGAUGCAUUUUCUGGUUACAUCUAUGCUUUUGCUCUGGAAUCUAAGGAUGAAGCUCCUGGGUGUUGA